Molecule: messenger RNA, 3309 nt
Organism: Closterium sp. NIES-65
Lineage: Eukaryota; Viridiplantae; Streptophyta; Zygnematophyceae; Desmidiales; Closteriaceae
Source: the annotation of a GenBank genome assembly
AUGCAGCCCCAGCGACGUCCGCGUGAGUCCCUCACGCCCCAGCAGCUGCGUGAGUGGUACGCUGGUUGGGGUUCUAGGGGUGGCGACGCUGCUACUGCUACCACUACUGCUGCUACUACUACUGGCGGCGGCCAGAUGCAGCUCCAGCGACGCCCACGCGCGUCUCUCACGCCCCAGCAGCUUCGUGAGUGGUACGCUCAGAGUAGAGGGUCUCUCAGUUCUGUUCGCUGCUCUUACGUGAUUCGCACUGGUGCUCGGACUGGUCAGCCUUGUAGGACACCUAGUCACACACAGUCCCGCUGCUUCGCCCGUCUGAGCGACGCCUGGCGUACCGAGUUUGGCGACGAGGCUGAGCUCCCCGACUGGGUGGAGUUGCUUAGGCAGAGGGUAGAUAUAUUUGCUCUUGACUAUGAUGCUAUUCUCACUGCCAUGUAUGCAUUGCCUACUAGUGCUGACCGUGCCGGUCACUUGUGCGUACCGCCUGACCCGGGUAUAGAGCCUGCUGCUCUAGUUGCUGGUGAGGCUGCUGCUCUGGGUGCUAGUGAGUCUCCUGCUCCAGGUACAGGUGCGGCUGCUGCUCUAGGUGCUAGUGAGUCUGCUUCCUCAGGUGUGGGUGAGUCUGCUCUCUCAGGUACCGCGUCGGCUCUGGCCUCUCACACCUUCACUCUUCACUCGGGGGCUUCCCGCUCCUUCUUUCGAGACCGCACCACACUCAUGCCGCUUGGUCAGCCAGUUGCAGUCUCUCUGGCAGACCCCUCUGGGGGUCCCGUCCUUGCUCACUUCUCCACUGUCCUCCCGUUUCCGGCGGCCCCCUCUGGCACCCUCUCUGGUCUUUAUCUCCCCUCUUUCUCUACAAACUUGGUGAGUGGUGCUGACCUACAGGAUGCGGGGGUUCACCAGUUCACUCCUGCGAGUCAGCGGGUGACCCACUGCACGGACGCUCGGACAGGCCGACACCUGGCCACGUUUACACGUCGGCCGGGGUCGAGCCUGUACACGCUGACCACUGCGUCUCCUCCAGUCACUGCGUCUGGUCAGGUAGCUGCGUCGGGUCACGUGUUUGCUGCAGCGUCUAGCCCUACGUGCAUCCCCUGUGUCGAGGGGCGGCAGCGGGCUGCCCCUCACUCCUCUCAGUUUCCUCCGACAGAGGCCCCGCUGCAGACGCUUCACAUGGACGUGUGGGGCCCGGCUCGCGUCCGUGGACAGGGUCACGAGCGCUACUUCCUGCUGGUGGUUGACGACUACUCGCGUUACACCACAGUCUUCCCCUUGCGCAGCAAGGGUGAUGUCACUAGGGUGUUGAUCGACUGGAUCCGCGCAGCUCGUCUCCAGCUUAGGCGGAGCUUCGGCUCGGACUUUCCUGUUCUGCGUCUGCACUCUGACAGAGGCGGAGAGUUCUCUUCGGGCCUUCUGCGAGCCUACUAUCGUGCACGAGGCAUCCGCCAGACCUUCACGCUUCCGGACUCUCCACAGCAAAAUGGGAUUGCUGAGCGCCGCAUUGGCAUGGUCAUGGACGUCGCCCAUACGUCCAUGAUGCAUGCGGCUGCCCCCCAUUUUCUGUGGCCGUUUGCGGUCCGGUACGCGGCGCAUCAGAUCAACCUUCAGCCCAGGGUCUCCAUGCCAGAGACCUCCCCAGCUUUGCUGUGGACGGGGAAGGUUGGCGAUGCGUCUGUGUUCCGUGUCUGGGGAUCUCGGGCGUUUGUCCGCGACUUGUCUGCGGACAAGCUGACCCUUCGUGCUGCUCCCUGCGUCUUCUUGGGUUUCCCCCCUGACGCGCCAGGGUGGCAGUUCUACCACCCCACCUCUCGCCGUGUUCUGUCCUCCCAGGACGUCACGUUCGACGAGUCGGUCCCCUACUACCGUGUGUCCGAGGUAGACACUGUUGAGCCUGUCGAGGUCGCUGGUGACUCUGGUGCUGCUGAGGGUGCUGAGCCUGGGGGUGCUGACUCUGGGGGUACUGAGCGUGUGGGUGCUACGCCUGGGGGUGCUGAGCCUGGGGGUGCUGAGCCUGGGGGUGCUGAGCCUGGGAGUGCUGAGCGUGGGGGUGCUGAGCGUGGGGGUGCUGAGCCUGGGGGUGCUGAGCCUGGGGGUGCUGAGCCUGGGAGUGCUGAGCCUGGGGGUGCUGAGCCUGGGGGUGCUACGCCUGGGGAUGCUACGCCUGGAGGUGCUAAGCCUGGAGGUGCUGAGCCUGAGGGAGCUGGGCUUGCUCGUGUGGCGUCUGGCGGUGCUGUGCCUGGCGGUUCUCCGGGUGCUUCGUCUCACCGGGAGCCACUCUCUCCACAGGAGCUGCUUGAGUGGUUUGCCCGGCGCUGGAGGCGAGCUGCUGGAGCUGGAGGUGCUGCGGGUAUUGGAGGUUCUACUGCUGCUGAAGGUGCUGGUGCCGCAGGUCCCGGAGGUGCUCGUACUGGGAGUACUGGAGCUGCUGGGCCUGCGGGUACUUCUGGAGUUGGAGCUGCUGCGGGUGUUGGCGCUGAGGCUACUGCUGUCGGUCCUGGAGGCGGUCCUGCUGGGGGUGCUACAGGUGCUGCUGGAGGUACUGGAGCUGGAGGUGCUACUGGUGCUGGUGCUGCCGCUGGGGGUACUGGUGCUGUCCCUGCUGUGUCUGGAGUCGCCGCGCGGCCUCGGCCGUACUUCGUUCCGCUCCUUCAGCAGCCGGCCUCCCCACUGCCUGCUCCGUCUCCCUACACUGGUCCUACUGGAGGUCUUGCUGAGCGUCGUGAGCCUGCGUCUCGCCCUGCGUCGCCUGUCCGUGCUGCUCGCACUAGUGGUCGCGGUUCGCGUCAGCGUCCUCCUCCUGUCCCUGGCACGCUCCGGAUGUCUCUACGUCCGUCCAAUGCUCCUCUGCGUGCCCCUUUACCUUCUCCUCCUGAGUCUUCUCUUCCUGCUCUUGCCGACCCCGAGUCGGACUCUCUUUGUGGUGCCAGUCCUACUGUCAUGCGUCUCCUUGCUACUAUUGUCACUGACCCUUCCUUUGAGUCCACUGCUGCGUCUGCCCUAGUUGCUGAGCUCGUCGACUUUGCUGCUCGCUGUUGCCUAGACUACGCCGCCAGUCUUGUUGCUGAGUCUGAGUCUGUCUGUCCUCCGGCCGUCGGGGGUGAGUGUGCCCUUGGCACGGACGUCCUUGAGGACAGGCAGGAGGAUUUCCAGUGUCUGGCUGCUGCUUCACCUCAUCUCGUGUCCGUACUGCUUACCCCUGAGGGAGACCCGGAUGCACUUGACACCCCGACUCCGCGCUCUUACGCGGAGGCGAUAGAGGGUCCCUACUCCUCUCAGUGGCAGGCAGCUAUGGACGCAGAGAUGGCUUCCUGA